CGUGCCACUCCAGAACUAAUCCUCCCGGCCGGCCGGUGUACGCGUCGGCCAUGUACAGAGACGUACGUACGCGUGUAUAUAUAUAUAUAUUUGCCUGUACCGGCCUGCCAGUGCGUGGCAGCAAAAGUCAACCCCACGCGUGUCCUCCUAGCUCAGCUCAACUCGUCAAAGCUUAGCCCUCCAUCGAGCUCCAAGCUAGGCCAGUCAUAGUCGUCGCCGUUCAUGUGUGCGCGGCCCCUGCUGCUGCUGCGCAUGGAACACCUCAACGACUGGGACCUUCAGGCCGUCGUGAGGAGCUGCAGCGGCAGCGGCGUCUCCUCCUCCCACCCCCACGACUACCGCGCCCCGGCGCCGAAAUCGGAGGCCGAAGCGGAGGCGGAUCAGGUCAAGGAGCGGGCUGCGUGCGGGCCAAGGGAUCAGGUGGUGGCGGCCCGGGGAUCUGCGCGGGCGGCGGCAAAGGACGCGUCGGCGCUGUACGAACUGGAGUACCUUGAUUUGGAUCACAAGCCGUUCUUGCUGUCCACAACGUCGUCUUCGUCGCCGCAGGCUUGGGCGAAUCCGGAUGAAGGCCGCCGUGAGGUGAUGAUCUCUUUCCCCGCCGCGGCUGCAUCCACCUCCACCUCCACGUCCGGUGGGCAGACGCGGGUGCCGCCUGGCCGGAAGCCGGGGAUACGCAGCACGCCCCGGCCAAAGAGAAGCAAGAAGAGCCAGCUGAAGAAGGUGGUGUGCGAGGUGCCGGUGGCCGACGGCGGCGUCUCCUCCGACCUUUGGGCGUGGCGCAAGUACGGCCAAAAGCCCAUCAAAGGCUCGCCUUAUCCCCGGGGAUACUACAAGUGCAGCAGCAUGAAGGGGUGCAUGGCCCGGAAGAUGGUGGAGCGCAGCCCGGCCAAGCCCGGGGUGCUCGUCAUCACGUACAUGGCUGAGCACUGCCAUCCCGUGCCGACGCAGAUCAACGCGCUCGCCGGAACCACCCGCCACAAGUCCAAUACCCCUACCGAGGACCACCCGACAGCGUCGCCCAAGAGCCGAGACAACAAUAAAGCCGGCAGCGGCAACGCCCACGAGGCAGCAAAGUGCAAACUGGAGGACGACAACAGCGAGGCUUCAGCGAUGGCGAACGACGAGAACGAGUUCUGGCCCAUGGACAUGGCGCUGGACGAUUUACUGGCGCCCAUGGAUGGUGACUUGGAUCAUGUCUUCGAGGAGGAGGGCGUCCUGGGAAGACGACUCUCGCUAUAGCUAGAGCUGAAGGUGAACCAGCGUUUUUUAUUUUUAUUUUUGUGCCCCUUCUGACUCACCUAUUUGAGAGUGAAGGUCACACAUGGGAGGCAAGAGAAUAGGGCCGGGAUGCAAGCUGGAUCUUGCGUAUGUCUCAGUUCUAGCCAAUCUAUAAUUCUUCUAGUAAACUUUUAAUGAGACAUAAGAAGAUCUCGCUUGCAUCUCUACAACAGAACCGUGUAUAGGUUUUCUGGUGUGUAUUUGUCAACGUUUCUAAAUAGCGGUGCUAUAGCGUCCCGAGAGGGCUCCUGCGAAAGCUAAGCUGCUUUUUACGCUAACUAGAAAAAACGGUAUUAGCGCCGCUAAGCCCGCCAAAGCGAUAAAUUUGGUGAUUGUUACGUUUUGUUCGAUAUAAUGUUCAAUAUUUUAAAAGGAA
Molecule: messenger RNA, 1654 nt
Organism: Brachypodium distachyon (stiff brome)
Lineage: Eukaryota; Viridiplantae; Streptophyta; Magnoliopsida; Poales; Poaceae
Product: WRKY transcription factor 22
Exons: 3
Coding region: 223-1239 (338 amino acids)
Biological process (GO): regulation of DNA-templated transcription
Cellular component (GO): nucleus
Molecular function (GO): transcription cis-regulatory region binding; DNA-binding transcription factor activity
Source: RefSeq, a predicted model, not a curated record